This is a messenger RNA of Rangifer tarandus platyrhynchus (Svalbard reindeer), 327 nucleotides long. Lineage: Eukaryota; Metazoa; Chordata; Mammalia; Artiodactyla; Cervidae. The record is from the annotation of a GenBank genome assembly.
AUGACAAAAUCUGGAGCCCUUCGCCUCCAACAGAAGGCAGACCCCCAGAAGGCUCCACAGCUCAGCCUGCAGAACUCCUGCUCACGGUCCCCGGGUAUUUAUUGGCUCCAAGAGGAAGCAUCGGCUUUUCACUCCAGCCCUGUGCUGUCUCCUCCCAGCCCUGACACGUUUCCCUUUGAAGUUGUGAUGCUGGGAAUCACAGGCUUCGCUCUGCCCUUCCCAGAGGUGCCCUCAUCCCUUCGGGUUCAGCAUCUUCCUUAUAAUGUGAAAAAGCACAAUUUGCCAUCACCGCCCAUGUGGUUCCCCCUCCAGACUGUCACCGCCUGA